AUGCGAGGUUCAGUACCCUCGCCACGAGUCGCCUGGCUUCUCAGCCCGACUCCAUUAUACCGGCAAGCUCCGCAUGUGAGUACCCUCGCCUCGAGUCGCCCGGCUUCUCAUCCCGACUCCAUUAUAGCGGCAAGCUCCGCAUGCGAGGCUCAGUACCCUCGCCUUGAGUCGCCUGGCUUCUCAGCCCGACUCCAUUAUAGCGGCAAGCUCCGCAUGCGAAGUUCAGUACCCUUGCCACGAGUCGCCUGGCUUCUCAGCCCGACUCCAUUAUACCGGCAAGCUCCGCGUGUGAGGUUUAGUACCCUCGCCUCGAGUCGCCUGGCUUCUCAGCCUGGCUCCAUUAUAGCGGCAAGCUCCGCAUUCGAGGUUCAGUACCCUCGCCUCGAGUCGCCCGGCUUCUCAGCCCGACUCCAUUAUAGCGGCAAGCUCCGCAUGCGAGGUUCAGUACCCUCGCCUCGAGUCGCCUGGCUUUUCAGCCCGACUCCAUUAUAG
This is a messenger RNA of Lactuca virosa, 492 nucleotides long. The record is from the annotation of a GenBank genome assembly. NCBI's taxonomy places the organism in Eukaryota, Viridiplantae, Streptophyta, Magnoliopsida, Asterales, Asteraceae.